Molecule: messenger RNA, 2262 nt
Organism: Volvox carteri f. nagariensis
Lineage: Eukaryota; Viridiplantae; Chlorophyta; Chlorophyceae; Chlamydomonadales; Volvocaceae
Exons: 9
Coding region: 1-2262 (753 amino acids)
Biological process (GO): oxidative demethylation
Molecular function (GO): demethylase activity; oxidoreductase activity
Source: RefSeq, a predicted model, not a curated record
AUGUCUUCCAAGCAGGCCCGCGGUCGUCAGGGGCUGCCAACAGGCCAGCAGCAGCUGUCCUUUGGUGGCGAAGGCCCUGCCCCCAAGCGUCCAAAGCUGUCUGAGCUCGGCAACGGCGGCUUACAACGACAACAUCACGGACACGAGGACCGUCAGCCACAGAGCAACGCCCUCCUGCACCGCGACGCAACGGGUAGCUCAUUCACGGCAUGCCCGGUGUGCGGCAAGCAUGUCCCGCUGCUGUGCAUCAACCUACAUCUGGACCUGGGCUGUGCCCAAGUGCCUACGCCAACCGCCGUAACGGCAGCCGCGCCAGGCGAGCGGAGGAGCAGAGCCCCCGCACGGCCAGUACAACAAGGCACGGAGCCCCAAUCGCAGCGCCGGGCAGAAGGAAAGCAGGCGUUGCCAGGAGCCAAUGGCGCGGCAGCAGACGACGAUGCAGAAGAUGAUGCAGUCGCCACGACCGGGCCUGAGCACCCGCGGUCCUCUCCACGGUGGGAACUAUCACCGGAACAGCAGCAGCUGGCGCCGCUCCACUCGCGGCGGUUGGCGGUGGAGGCACGGGAGCAGGGGCUUUUAGCUGGAGCUGAGGAUACGCCCGAGCCAAAGUUUCCCCUGCUAGGCCUCCGGCAGCAAAUGGCCGUUGCCGCAGCCGCAAUUAGCGCGGGCAGCGGCGCUGGUGCGCAGCGUUACGGUGGGGGACAUGCUAUUUUAGCCUACAGCCCGGCCAGCGGCGAUGGCCGAGGGCUCGGUGCAGGCGGUGGCACCACCGCCGCGGCUCCGUCCUCCUGCUGUAAUCGGGACGAUACCGGCGUGAGGUGCGUUUUGGAACCGCGUACGAGGUUCUCGCUGCAAGGUGCUCUACCUCGGGGCCUCCCUACCGCCGCACCCCCUUGCCUUCCCGGUACGGUAUUCGCCUCGUCGUAUUCGGCCCAGACACUGCUCGAGCCACAGCUGCACAGGCACCGCACGCACCUGGCAAAGCCGCAUGAGCUGCAAGACGCAACACCAGCAGCUGCGCGGCAGCCUGCGCCGCCUCUUCGGCUAUUCGUAGAUGCGACGGCUGUACGAGGCUCCCCGUGCUGCACCUGCUUGAAGGAUACGGCAAUGUCCACAGCGCUGGCGGCGGCUGCUUCCACGGCUGUCGACCGGGGACGUGACCCGGCGCCAGCUGGCCCCUCACCGCCAGCCGCAGUGUUGGAGGUACCUGUCGAGAUGCCACCGGUGGAGGCGCUGUGGCAGGUACCCCACAGCGCGGGCUUCAAGCCCAGCAGCGACAGCUACCAUCUGAGCAACAGCGACCAUGGUGGUGAUUCGAGUAGCGGAGGCGGCGCCAGCGCAUCAUGCCGCCAUGGCCUUAAUGAACAUGGGCUGGACCCGGGGCCUGUCGCAGGCAACAUUCCGUUGCAUCCCAUGUUCCUUCCCCGGGGGGCUGUUGCUUCACGGAGGGUAUGUACGACGUGGGGCCCCAAGCCCGCGUGUCGUCAGGAGGGCGCGGAGGAGGAGGAGGAGGCAGCGAGGGCGGCAGUGCCAGAGGUGAUAGCGGAGGCGGCAGCGGUGGCGGGGGAGAUGCGAGCAGAGGUGUCCCACCCCGCCCUGGAAGGCCAAUACUUGGUUUUGGAGUUCGUAACGCCUGCCGAGGAGGCAGAGCUCCUGGCCAUGUGUGACGACCCCGUGCUCAAACCCUCUUGGAGCCCCUGGAUCGGGCAGAUGUACGGCAAUGCCACGGCUCAAAAGACUCGGGGGAAGCGUUGGGGGGUGCUGCCCGACUACCACCGCCGGGGAGUAGCACCUGUGGAGCAUCCCCUGCCGCCACUACUGCGAAUCUUGACGGAGCGCAUGAGGGUCCAGGUCGGACUGCUGAGGUGUUUUCAGCCCAACGAGGCCAAUGCAAUUGACUAUUGGCGUUCCAGGGGCUCAUGGCUGCGACCCCACGUGGAUGACAGAAUCCUCAGCGGCGACCUGAUUGUCAACCUCAGUCUGGGGGGGGCGGCCGUCAUGACCUUCGCCAGAGAACGGGACAAGGACGAGGGCGGUCAUCCAGGGCUGCAGCAGCACCAGCAGCAGCAGCAGCAUCCCCGUCAGUCAGCUGGGGACGAGGUCCGUGUCAGGUUGGCACCCCGGAGCCUUCAGAUACUCAGCCGAGCUGCCCGUUACAGCUACACGCACGCCAUCGCGGCCUCCGACCUGCUGGACGCGCGCCGUGUCUCCAUUACCUUUCGCCGCUCGGAGCUGCGACCGUUUGAAAGGGCCGAGCGUUGA